GAAUAUGCGGCGAUGCACUUGCGUGUGAAAGCGUCUGCAGCGGUCUCUAAACAGCUACUGAGAGAUUUCCCUUCGGACGAGAGAUUAGGAGGAGGAGGAGGAGGAGGAGCGACCAACAUCAGUAAGAAAAAAAAUAGAAGAAAAAAAAAAAAAGAACCGCUAUCUUUUGGUCCGUCGCGUCCGCUCGGUGGCAGCGGCCCGUCGAUCCUCGGAGGAAGCCGGGGGCUGGAUUUGACACAUCGCAGGGAUGCACUGACAGCUUGAUGAUGAAAGGAGGAAGAGGAGGAGAAAAGUGGAGCGAGCCCUUCCUGGUCCAGGAUAGGUUGUAAUUAGACCCUCAUAAAACCAGUGAGGUCAGGAGGUAAUGGCAGUGCUGACUGAGCUUCAUCACUACCCAUUACUACAGAUGGAUGCCCGCCUCCUGCACGCCUGAACCUGCACGUAGUGCUGCCUCCUUCCCCUCCUCUCCUUCUGCCUCUCCUUGCUCAUUUCAUACCUCCUCCUCCAUUUUCUUCCUCCUCAUCCAGCAGCCACUUGCUUUCCGCUCCUCGUUUCUCCUCCCGUCCCUCCAUCCGGUUUCCCCCCACCUGGAUUUUCACCUCCUCUCUACAGCCCUCUGCUUCACUAUGGCGAGCUGUGGCCGCUCUCUGGACUCCCCGUGCACUCUCGCGUUGCUGGUCGGCUUCCAGUUUGCCUUUGUGCUCUACUUCUCCCUUGGGGGCUUCAGGGGUCUCGUUUCUGUGCUGGUGCACACCACAGAGCCCGAGUUUGAUUACUCUCGACCUCAUGACGUCUACACCAAUCUGAGUCAUCUGGGAGCGCCGCCUCCCCCGCCUCGCAACUCUGGCACAGGACCCCCUGCCACAGGACCACCGUUGAGAGACUGUCAGAUCCCCUCCCCACUGCUGGUUGGACCCGUGUCCGUCCAUCUAUCCUCCCCUCUGUCUCUGGAGGAGAUCAGACAGAGGAACCCGUUAGUGUUGCCGGGGGGACGCUACAGGCCUCCAGACUGUGAACCCCGUCACCACACGGCAAUAGUGGUACCGUACCGGAACCGACAGACCCACCUCCGCGCCCUGCUUUACCACCUCCACCCCUUCCUGCAGAGACAGCAGAUCCACUACAGCAUCUACAUAGUACAGCAGUGGGGGAAUGGCACUUUCAACCGAGCCAAGCUGCUGAACGUCGGUGUGCGGGAGGCCCUCAGAGACGAAGACUGGAGCUGCAUCUUCCUGCACGACGUCGACCUGCUGCCUGAGAACGACCACAACACCUACACCUGCCACAAACAGUUCCCCACACACCUGUCUGUGGCCAUGGACAAGUUCAGAUACAGGCUGCCGUACCCGCAGUAUUUCGGUGGGGUGUCUGCAGUGACCCCAGACCAGUACAUGAAGAUGAAUGGCUUCCCUAACCAGUACUGGGGCUGGGGCGGAGAGGAUGAUGACAUUGCUGCCAGAGUGCGACUGUCUGGCAUGAAGAUCGUGCGCCCUCCAGUGGCCAUCGGCCAUUACAAGAUGAUCAAGCAUAAAGGAGACAGAGGCAACGAGCAAAAUCCACGAAGAUUUGACCUUCUCAAACGGACCAGACUCAACUGGCGCUCUGACGGCCUUAACUCCUUGACCUAUGAGCUGCUCUCCAAAGAGCUGGAGCCGCUCUACACCAACCUCACCGUCAACAUCGGAGAAGACCCUCGUCUGCCGCCGGGUAAAGUUCCCCCCAUUCCUGUGAAAGCGACAACCCCUGUCCACCAACGUAGCACCAGCAAGAACGGAGGUAUAGCCAGACAGGAAAAGAGGCAAGAGGGGGCUGUGGCAACAAAUAUGACUGUGGCCAAGCCGGUCAGAGAAAAGACAGAACAUGCUCAGUCAAAGAGAUCAAAUCAAACAACACAGGAGAAAACAGGAGUGAUGAAAUAAGGCGAGGUGUUUAUUCAAAAAGGGCUGCAUCACAUCUGUAGCAUAAAUUGGCUUCCACCUUCAUUUUGAUCUACAAGACAAAAAGGAGGAAAGCAACGGAGAUCUGUUCUGUUGUGGGACUUUAAAUACAGCAGCUUUUUGUGCUCAGUGCAGGUUUAGGGAUAGUUAUGCAAUGGAUCAAACCAAGAAGCCAGUUUUGUCUACAGGGGUGCACUCAGGAACAGUACUGAGUCACCCCUUGUGGUGACUGACGCGGUCACGCUCGUGACUAGACCGGAAGAACGGCGAGCGCCUCUGUUGCAUCAACGUAGAGGUCCAAAGCAAACUCGAUGAAAGUGAGACAGCGAAUCUAUAGACCUCUGCACACAGACAUCGCAAGUUGUAAGCAAACCAUCUGCUGCAAGCAGACCUGCAGCUUCAUCCAAUCUGCUCCUGAAAAACUGCUGCUGUCCGUCCACCCCACCCACACGGUGGGUUUGUGUUUCUGUGCCUUCUCUCUUUUAUGCGCAUUUUAUAGACUGAUAUAGUUGCUUUUAGACGCUGACCUGGGGUUAGUUUUACCUCUCCUGCUACGCGGGAAAAGUUAAAAUAAAACGCAGCGAGGAUAAAGCUGAUCCUGGAUCAGAACAAAUUUAUUUGUUCCAGGACUGCCAUUUUAUAUUUGUGUGCAUUGAUUAAUGAUUGACCAACUCCAUAGUUAUUGGACAAUUCUAGAGUUUAUAUUUCUAUAGAGAGACUUCUUUAUUUGUUUACGGUUUUGUUUUACUUGUCCUUCCUUACAGUCUGGUGCCUCUCUCUGACAUUUAGUUUAUAGACAAUCAAAUUAUAUGGGAAGAUAACUCUGUAUCCAACCACAUAACAACAAAAUGAGGAAAUAUUAUCAUGACUGUCUUUACGUCUGUCAGAUAAACAUAGACUUGGCAUGAUAGUUGUUGUCUAGUUUGACUAUACUCUCGAUACAUGGAUAGACCUGUGUUUCUGAUAUUAUCUGUGAUUUUAUUAUUUUUCUUUUAGAUUAGUCAGGUAUACGAGGGGAGGGGGGGCAAACUUACAGACAAUAUUGUAGGCACGCGACUGCACAUUUGCAGGUUUCAGAUUGUGUUUUAAUAUCUUAAGUGGUUCAUGGUGACAUUAAAGCACUGUGCAUAGUUUUAGGUCGGCUUCAAGGCCCGACAACAGUAUAUCGUGACAGACCUCAGUGCAUUUUAAAACUAGAAAUGAGCAUUUGCCUCUCUGUGUGACCUCUGCAUCGGCUACAGUGAGGCUUUUUGUGUCUUGAAAGGGAAGGAGACGAGGCGGCAGGAAGCAUGUGAUGGAGUGAAAUGUAAUAAUGCUGAGGGAUGCCAAAUCAGGACAUGCAUGUAGGUCAUUUUUGUUGAUCAGUUAUCAUCUAAUUUUUUUUUGAAAGUCAGCCAUUUUGAAUGUAUCCUUUCUAGUGUUCAUCCUAGUUUAGCUUUUGUGAUGGGAGAGUGUCGGGGGGACUUGAAUCUGAUCACUCGUAGUCGAUAGGAUUUCUUGCUGCUAUUUGACUAGGGCAACUGUACAACUAAACAUAGCUUCAAAGGACAUACUGUAACACUAAGUUUUAUGGUGUGGAGUUUUUUUUUUUAAUCAUACUAACAGGUAAUGUAUUGCUUAGGCUAAUUUGAAUGUAUUUAUUUAAUUUAUUUAUUUAUUGAGUCACUGAUAGAGCUAAAUGUACGGACUUCUGAACUUGUAGUGCAGACGUGUUUUCUUCUACAUUGUAGGCCAGACUAUUAUCCCUUUACACCCAUAUCUCCACAUUUCUUACGUUAACAUUGUGCCUCAUGGAAGAAAUCCACGUCGUUGACGGAGUGCCGCCGGGUUGUACGUGAGCACCCUCAAGUGGCACAGUCUGGCAUAGCGCCAGCCAAGAGGAACACCGAGGACUGAAUGAAACUGCAGUGUUGUGACAUGAAUGUUAAUCGUUAACGUUCGCCAUUCACAGGUUUCAGCCAAUCACAUCUUCGCAUUGCUCUGUGUGGAGGGUUUCUCAUCUGCGUAGUGUCACAUGAUUGAUCCUACCGGCUUAAAGGAGUCGAACAAAUUGACUGACUGAUAGAAACAAGAACUACAUGGUGUUUUCAUGGAUGGAUAUUGUUCUCUAGAAGGAAUAUAUGUUUAUUAUGAAAUGUUAUUUUAAACAAAGAGUGUUGGACAAACCCUGUCUUGACUGAAUACAUAGAGAGACAAUAAGGCCUAAUUUCUUAGCUUUAUACAACAUAAUUAUUUGAUUGCUUACAAAUAGAUAUUAUCCUCCAUUUAUCAUAUUGCCUGGGACAAAUCCUACAUGAUAUGAAGCAGUGACUCACUGAAAGCUUUUAAGGACAUUAUAUAAUCUCAGCAGAUUAAUCAGCAAACUGUGUGCUUACCUGGAGAUUGUUCUAUAUUUAAUAAAUAGGCUAGUUUUUAUAUUAAAAAAAAGGAUGAUUUUCGCAUAAGUGUUGGAAAUAUUGUAGUUGAAUGCCAAGUCAGUAAACAGGAUUGGGAUUUCAUGGUAAGAUUUUAUUUUAUUUUUUUUUAAAAUUAGAGUUUAUUUGAUCAUGAGAUUAUUCUGUCAUAAACAACACACUUUCGAGAAGUGUAAAUGUGACUGAUGGAAACCAUCCUGCUGGAGAGAUCGGAUGUUUAUGCAUUUAUGGCAAAUGAGAUAAUACAUGACAUCAUUUAUAAGGAUGGUGAUGCCUGUCAUCAUUUGAGGCUGCCUUAUUUACUGAUCUUAUUUUGAGGAUCAAAGAUUGAUUUUUUGUGAGUGUGUUUCAACAAAGUCAGUAAAAAAGGCAACAGAGACGGCGAAAUACGACGGACAGCAUUGUGACAGAAAGCAAAUAUGUAUACCAAUAAAAACACAUAAUCAAAA
Molecule: messenger RNA, 4800 nt
Organism: Stegastes partitus (bicolor damselfish)
Lineage: Eukaryota; Metazoa; Chordata; Actinopteri; Pomacentridae
Gene: b4galt3
Product: UDP-Gal:betaGlcNAc beta 1,4- galactosyltransferase, polypeptide 3
Exons: 8
Coding region: 411-1919 (502 amino acids)
Biological process (GO): carbohydrate metabolic process; galactosylceramide biosynthetic process
Cellular component (GO): Golgi apparatus
Molecular function (GO): galactosyltransferase activity
Source: RefSeq, a predicted model, not a curated record